AUGGCUGAGCCAGUCUCUCAAACCAACGGCGACGGCUUAAUCCCCGGUAUCACAUUCCCGUCGAAGAAGAACUCUGAACCACAACACGACCAAGCAGACAACUCACAACCACUUUCCUUCGAAGGCCCGCUUAUCAACAACCGCCCAACAACCGUAACCCUCUUCAGCACAACCCAGCUCGCCGCUUCUCCCCUCGUACCCUCCCUCAUCCAACUCAUUAUCCAAGCCUUCCGCAAUCAAAAAGAAUCCAACGGCUUCAAGAACAUCCCUCGCGACCGUCUUCAGUACGACAACCAACUCUUCGACGAACUAGGCUCUACGCCAGGAACGUUCACCUACGUCAUUUCCUACACCGGCACGGAGACCGCCAUCGCCACAGCGAGCGCGAAGCGCUACAUCGGCACCUCCGCCAUCUUGGAACCCGCCCCCAACGACCAAGCGAACACGUUCAAGCGCUUCGGGCUCGUAGACGACGACACGGAGGCCUGGGAACUGAGCACCUUGGCAGUCGAUCCGCAACUGCGGCGGCAAGGGCUCGCCGGCCACUUAAUGCGGAUGCGGGAAGCGGAGGUGAAGCGCCGGUUCGUGGUGGGGAUGGAGAAGGGAGGGAAGGCGAAGUUGCGCAUGUUGUUGACGACGAUCAAGGAGGUUAGUGGGGCGUUCCACCUUGGGCGAGGGUUCAAGGUGGACUAUGAGGUCAGGUAUCCCGAGGGGCAUAUGGGUGCGCCGUCGGGGUUUACGGUUGUGCAUAUGAGUAAGGAUGUGCCGCUUGAUUGUUGA
Molecule: messenger RNA, 780 nt
Organism: Saxophila tyrrhenica
Lineage: Eukaryota; Fungi; Ascomycota; Dothideomycetes; Mycosphaerellales; Extremaceae
Exons: 1
Coding region: 1-780 (259 amino acids)
Molecular function (GO): acyltransferase activity, transferring groups other than amino-acyl groups
Source: RefSeq, a predicted model, not a curated record